UAUAAAAGGAUGCUCAUAUGCUGAUGGAAAAUCAGUGCUGCCAAAUACUGUAGAGCUAUAGAGAAAUCUUACACUUAAAAAAGGAUGGGGAAGCAAGCUCAAAUGUUAAGUGUUGUUAAAGACACAACAACUGGGGUUUUACCAUCUAAGGUUUUGUCAGUUGAUCGCACAGUUCGAUGUCCGGUUGCUCGCCAAGUUCGUUGUCCAGUUGUUCAUUUGCAAAACUACAAGGAUGGCUCGAUCACCCAAGAUACACUGCAUCAAAGAGCAGUUCAGAAUACGCCCUGCAAUUCAAAAACUUGCGAGGGCUCCAUAAUGAAUCCCAAAUCUCUGAUACGAGGUCCCUCCAAGAACACAGAUGCCUCAGGCGAUAUCCUCGUGCAGGCUGAGGAUUUCAUCGACCAGUACUACAAAUCUUUUAAAAUUCCUAAUCCAACUGAGCACCAGGCUCGGGUUGAGCGGGUCUCACUGGAAAUCACCCUUACAGGAUCUUACACACUCACUGCAGAUGAACUCGCGUUUGGAGCUAAACAAGCGUGGAGAAACGCCCCGAGAUGCAUUGGCAGGAUUCAAUGGACCAAUUUACAGGUGAUGAUUUAUUUAGCUUUAUGCAACUUGUCCUUUCCACUUCGACGGUCGGGUUUUGUAGGUAUUUAUAGAAAUAUAAAUCUUUUACAGGUUUUCGAUGCGCGUCAGUGCAAGACAGCCGAGGACAUGUUUCACGCCAUAUGUAAUCAUCUGAAGUACUCGACCAAUGGCGGGAACGUGAGAUCAGCCAUUACUGUGUUCCCCAAAAGAACUGAUGGCGAUCAUGAUUUCCGUGUUUGGAAUGGUCAGCUUAUAAAGUAUGCUGGCUAUCAGAUGGAAGAUAGUGUGAUAGGUGACCCAUCAAGUGUGGAUUUUACACAGGUGUGUAUUCAACUAGGAUGGAAACCCAAGUAUGGCCGCUUUGAUGUGCUUCCACUGGUCUUACAGGCAAAUGGAGAAGACCCUGAACUUUUUGAUAUUCCACAAGAUUUGAUUCUGGAAGUCCCCAUAGAGCAUCCACAGUUUGAGUGGUUUAAGGACUUAAAACUUAAAUGGUAUGCAAUUCCUGCAGUGGCAAACAUGUUAAUGGAAAUCGGUGGUCAAGAAUUCCCAGCAUGUCCUUUUAAUGGCUGGUACAUGGGUACAGAGAUUGGAGUGAGGGACUUUUGUGACACCCAGCGGUACAACAUUUUGGAGCGUGUUGGCCAGCUAAUGGGCUUAGAGACACGCAAGCUAUCUUCACUGUGGAAAGACCAGGCACUGGUGGCUAUCAAUAUUGCUGUAAUGCAUAGCUUCCAGAAGAAUAAGGUCACCAUCACAGACCACCAUACGGCAUGCGAGUCGUUCAUGCAGCACAUGGAAACAGAAGUUCGUGUGCGGGGAGGCUGUCCAGCAGAUUGGGUGUGGCUGGUCCCGCCUAUGUCUGGCUCCCUCACCCCUGUGUUCCACCAGGAGAUGCUCAACUACGUCCUCUCCCCCUUCUUUUUUUACCAGACUAAUCCUUGGCUAACACACAAGUGGAAGGAUGAGACGAAAGCCCUCAGGAGACGUAAAGUCAGCUUCAAGGGACUCAUAAGAGCUGUGUUUUUUUCUCAAAUCCUCAUCAAAGCAGUUAUGACAAAGAGGGUGCGCUGCACUGUUUUGUAUGCGACAGAAACAGGAAAAUCACUGAACUUUGCCAAAAAACUAAACUCCAUGCUCAAACGCGCCUUUGACUCUAGGCUAGUUUGCAUGGAAGACUAUGACUUCAGUGAGAUUGAAACAGAGAACCUCCUGAUGGUGGUCACCAGUACGUUUGGCAAUGGAGAGAGUCCAGGAAAUGGCGUGAGCUUUAAGAAGCAGCUUUUCAGCCUGCGAAGCCUGACAAACAACAUCAGGUAUGGUGUGUUUGGCCUUGGCUCACGGGGGUACCCACAGUUCUGUGCCUUUGCCCAUGCUGUGGAUGACAAGCUUGCUGAGUUGGGGGCCAAGCGCCUGACUGCCACAGGGGAGGGCGAUGAACUCAAAGGACAGGAUGAGGCUUUCUCGGCUUGGGCUUACGCUGCCUUUAAUGAUGCAUGUGAGGAGUUUAACAUUAAAAAUCAGUCGAAAGGGGUUGAGCAACAACCGGACUGCUGGGAUCCAAAGAAAUACAGAGUACAGCAUGACAGCAACACCCUGGACUAUGUUGCAGCACUGUCUGCUCUUCACUCUAAAACUAUUUUUCCUGUGACUCUAAAGAGAAGGCAGAAACUGCAGAGCUCUCAGUCAAGUCGUUCUACUAUUUUAGUUGAGCUGAAGAUAGAUGAGAAUGCAGAAGCUUUGAGCUUUGCACCAGGAGACCAUGUAGGGAUUUUUCCAGAGAAUUCUUCACAGCUGGUGGAUGGGAUUCUGAAACGCCUGACAGAUGUCCCUCCUGUUAACCAGACCCUUCAUCUGGAGUUGCUGUCUGACUCUACCAAUGAUAUGAGUUGGCAGAUGGAUGAACGCAUCCCUGCUUGCACUUUGGUUCAGGCUCUUACAUACUUUCUUGAUAUCACUACUCCCCCUUCACAAAGCCUACUGCGCAAACUCUCCACAGUAGCAGGACAGAAGGAAGAUCAUAUACGACUUGUGGCACUUGCAUCAGAUUAUCAGGAAUAUUCUACAUGGAAGGAUUUCUACAGGCCCACUCUCUUGGAAGUCCUUAAGGAAUUUCCCUCUCUAAAAGUGUCAGCAGCAUUUGUUCUGAGCCAACUUUCUCUGCUCAAACCCCGGGUGUACUCUGUCAGCUCCUCACUGGACUGCAAUCCGAAUGAGUUACACCUCACUGUAAAUGUGGUCGAGUACCACACUCAAGGUGGACAGGGCCCACUGCAUUUUGGCACCUGUAGCACGUGGCUUAACACCAUCAAAAAAGGACACACAGUACCCUGCUUUAUUCAUCGCGCCGGUGGAUUCCAUCUCCCAGCAGAACCCAGCACUCCAGUUAUUCUGAUAGGGGCUGGGAGUGGUAUCGCUCCUUUCCGCAGCUUCUGGCAACAACGCUUUCAUGAUGUGAAAAAAAUAGGACUGAAAUGCAAUCCUAUGACAUUGGUAUUUGGAUGUCGUAAUUCUGCAACAGAUCACCUUUAUAACGUAGAAACACUGAAGUUAAGAAUUGAUGGCAUUUUGAACAUCAGUACAGCUUACUCUCGCCAACCUGGUAAACCAAAGAUGUAUGUGCAGGACAUCUUGAGAGAACAACUAAGUGAAAAGGUCUUGGAGGAUCUACAUAAGAACACAGGUCAUCUGUACGUCUGUGGUGGCAUGAACAUGGCUCGUGAUGUUGCGUCCACUUUGCAGGAGAUCUUGUCAAGCAAAACUGGAAUGAGCAUCACAGAGGCAGGAGAAUAUUUGGAGAAGUUAAAAGUUGAGAAGAGAUACCAUGAAGAAAUUUUUGGAGCCUAAUGGAGAUCUGCUGCAACAUGUUUGUUCUUAUUAUUCUGAACUGAUAACUGUAAAAAAAAAAAAAAAAACAUAACGGGUAAUAAAUUUUACAAAUUUGUUUCAUUUUCACAAUUUCAUGUAAAAUUGGAUGUAAAAUAGUGAUUUGUGUUUUAAGAUUCUCUGUUUAAAGAGGAAAAUUGAAGGCUUGUUUUUAGUUCACAUUAGCAUUACAGCACAAUAUUUUUAUGCAAUGAAUAUCUAAGAUCAAAUUCUACUUAUUGUUGAUAUGAUUUUAUAAUUAACUCAGUUUAGGCACAUUUUUUCAUUUUUUAAAGACUGGUAAUUCUGACAUUUUCUUCUGUUUACUUUAUUACUUCAUACCAUGUGUGACAUGUUCUGUAAACAAAUUUUUACCAGCAGAUUUGAUCAUUUGCUAAUUAAUGUAUUAAAUCAUUUGUUUAAUGUAAUUUUUUGA
Molecule: messenger RNA, 3889 nt
Organism: Paramisgurnus dabryanus
Lineage: Eukaryota; Metazoa; Chordata; Actinopteri; Cypriniformes; Cobitidae
Gene: nos2a
Product: nitric oxide synthase 2a, inducible
Biological process (GO): nitric oxide biosynthetic process
Molecular function (GO): FMN binding; NADP binding; flavin adenine dinucleotide binding
Source: RefSeq, a predicted model, not a curated record